Messenger RNA from Saccostrea echinata, 1974 nucleotides. RefSeq lists its product as uncharacterized. The transcript is spliced from 4 exons. Lineage: Eukaryota; Metazoa; Mollusca; Bivalvia; Ostreida; Ostreidae. The record is from RefSeq and is a predicted model, not a curated record. Bases 348 to 1181 code for a protein of 277 amino acids.
CACUCACUCCUGCCUGUAAACAGUGCAGAAUUAUGCAUGCAUGGUAGUAAUUCAACGUGAUCAUGGAUUUAACAAGAAAAAUAAGGUGGCUGGCCGUGUUCAUCAAAUAAGAUUACAGUCGUCUGCUUCAAUCAAUACUUUGUGUAGUCUGCAGUAGUAAGCAGAUAAAAUAGAGUCAUGGUCCACAAAGGCGGAAACGAUUCUUAACUAAUGUUUACCACCCAAACCUGAAAUAUCAUAUUUAUAUGUGAAAUAUUACCUUCUUUGGAGAUAGAAAACAGAUGAGGGGUCUUGGAUGUCUUUUACACCAUUUAUAAAGGCAGGUGCUCGGAUGAAAUCAUUAUACUAUGGAGAUGUAUAACGCAGAAAGCUACAGAAACCGAGAUAUUCUAGAAGUUGUCAUUCAACAAAAAGAAGAGAAAAAAAUUAAAGACAAUGAAGAGAAACAAAAGGAACAAGUUUUGCACAUGCGCCGAACACCGGAAAUUGUCAGCAGACCAUCAAGUCGAAUGUCUUCCAAACAAACUUCUGUACAGACAGAACAAAAACCAAAAGAAAGUAAUGUUAUAAAAAGGUCUGAAUACAUUGCUCAAAACAAUGUUUCACAAACUAUUCAGAGCCUGGCGAUUUUGUGUUUAGCUUCCUCUGUUGUUUUAAUUUUGGAUAUUUAUGUGUUUCUUGUGGGUACCGGUGAUCCUCCUGAGGGAGGAUUUAGGAACGGAAGUUUACUGACGUCAUUGAAACAGUAUGAGGAUGUGACGGAAGUAUUCACUGCUUUCUCAACUCUUGUGAUGAUUUUGUCAGCGAACUGUGUGUUGGUGUGUUCUAUGCAAUGUUUUAUAGCUUCAAAAGUCAUCAAGACUGUCGACGGCCCAGAAAGGGCUAUGAAAUACUUCCGUGAAUGUUCCAGCAGCAGACUGGUUGCAGUAGUUGGCUUUUUCAUAUCAUUUCCAGUUUUUCUGUUAACUUUAAUGUUGUGUGUGGUGUUACGUUUAAAAAGGACGUCAGCUUUAACUGCUGUUGUGGUACUCAUCAUAGGAACAAUGUUAGGUUUACUGUGUAUGGUACAAAACAUUUACCACUGGUACGACGAGAUGUCAAGUGCUUCGAGGGGACUUCCGGCGUACAAAGAUAGUAACAAAGACGAUGACGAAAACAGAGAUCUCAAUACUCUAGUGUAGUUAGGACGAUUCUUACUAGAUUAGUUUGGAAAUACUUUCAAAUUUCGUUAUCGGGAACUUGAUGGAACCGAAAUUUCCGAGGAUUCGAGAUGCCAAGGCUAUAAUGUAAAAUUCACUUCGAUAUAUCCGUAGUAUUCGAGAUAUCGAUGUUGAAGACACAAAAGUUCAACUGUAUUGUGAGGAUUGAAUCUGAAACAUAUCGAAAGUGAUUAACAAGGUGCUACUGCUUUCGAUCAUUGGAAACUCGGGGAUUGAUUUUGGAUAUGAUGCAUGUUGAAAAUCAAGUGAUUGUUGUUGGAGAUGCAGAUAUUCAUUCUACUGAUUGAUAUUUCAGGAAAUUAUAAAUAUAUAUUCUAUUUUAUAUCCGGUGCCAUCAUGUUUUAUAAAUUAGUCCUACUUUGUGAUUUUUAUCCAAAAUUCGUUUUGAAAGAGUGAAAACAAUUUAUGGAUGGCAAUUACAGAGAGCAGGUGGAUUUUAGUUAUAAAAGAAUGUGUGUUUUUAUGUCAUUUAUAAGUUGCAGUUUUCAUAAUGUAUGUGAUUUAUGAAUUGCUUUGCAUUGACUCUGUAUUAGUUUACACAAGACUUGCAGCCCACACUGAUUUUAGAUAUUUUUAUGAUGUAUUUAUAUAAUUUUUUAAUGAACUAGAUUCAAAUUCUAGGUAUCAUGCAGGGCAAAGAAUUGAAGAUUUUUGUCACAAAGCCGACUUAUUUUUUCUCCACCAAAAAUCCCCCAAAAAAGAAACAAAAAUUGGGUUACUUUAACGUACAGACAAUAACUACCAUUACAAAGUA